Messenger RNA from Cucumis sativus (cucumber), 1055 nucleotides. Its product is annotated as CASP-like protein ARALYDRAFT_485429. Lineage: Eukaryota; Viridiplantae; Streptophyta; Magnoliopsida; Cucurbitales; Cucurbitaceae. Bases 408 to 866 code for a protein of 152 amino acids. The transcript is spliced from 3 exons. Gene Ontology annotation, cellular component: membrane. The record is from RefSeq and is a predicted model, not a curated record.
GUAUCAACAUUCAUACAGUUAAUCUCUCAAUUACAAUGCACUAAAUUUAUAAAAAAAAGAAGAAAAAUAAUCCAAUAAUUUAAAUCAUAAAUUCACCAUAAACUCUUUGUCCAAAUUCUUCUGAAUUCUGUACAGACAUCGGCCAAUCUGGUUGGAACAAGAUCGCGGUGCAUCACUGCCGUCGCCAUUACAUCCCUUCUUCUCUGAUUUUUCAUUUCUCGACAAUUUCAUUCUUUCCAUCCACUAAAUUAUCAAACCCAAAAAACCCAAUUCCAUUUUCUCCAUUUCAAGUUCUUCAGACCCAAUUUUACUCGAAAAUUGUCUAGUCUCCACCAUUUCUGAGCGAUGAAUUUACGAUCGAGGAUAGUGAUGGCGGCGGCGGCGGCGUAGAAUAGUUGUGAAGGAAAAUGGAAGAGCUGCCGGGGGCAUUGGGCACAAGUGCAAGCUUGGCCCUCCGUCUUGGUCAGGCGAUCUUUGCCUCGGCUUCUCUCUUCUUUAUGUGUCUGGAAAUUGAGUUCUAUAGCUACACGGCUUUCUGCUAUCUGGUGACAGUCAUGGGAUUGAUGGUUCCUUGGAGUUUGACAUUGGCAGUAGUAGAUGGAUAUUCAGUUUUUGUUAGGCAUUUACCUCCUCAAACAAGAGUAACGUCAAUCAUCGUCACCGGAGAUUGGGUUCUAUCAUUUCUCUCUUUGGGCGCUGCUUGCUCGACAGCCAGUGUCGCUGAUAUACUGCUCGAAGCCGGGAUUUCGUAUUGUUCAGCAAAGCUUUGCAGUAGAUAUCGGCUUUCUGCAGGAAUGGCAUUCUUGUCAUGGUUUCUUUCUUUAGUUUCUUCCCUCUUCAAUCUAUGGCUUCUUCCUUCUUUGUAGAGUUGAUCUUGUUAAUGUCAUUUUUUGAGAACUGUAAAUGCAAAAGGUAAAAAUAAAAAUAAAAAUAAAAUAUGACAUUGAUGCAAAAAUUUGUCCAAUUCUGGAAACUUGGAUUGGAUAAUUGUAAAAUUAAUUCGAUUCAAUAAUCAGAAGUGCUAUGCAAGUAUUGAAGAUGAAUCAUUUAUGUUA